UGCCCGGAUGUUAGCUGUCCAGAGAAAGACGAACGGGAAAGACAGGGGAGAGGCGGAGAGGCGAAGGGGAGCCACGGACACACCGGCAGAGGGACAGCUAGUCUCUAACCUGCGAUAAACCUACAGAGUUCAGUCACUUUCUGACGAAGAGAGAAGAAGCUCUUUUUUUUUUUUUUUUUUUUUUUUUUUUUUUAAAAACCCGAAAAGGAAGGGGAGGGGACAGUUAACUUUGACUAACCUGGACUGCUUUGCUCAACAGGACACCCGCCUCUGAAAUCCCCGGCGCUACAAGCUUGGAUAGUGAUCAGUACUAAUAUAAGGCUCCUGCUGGACGAUAAUGGCAGGUCAGCAGUUUGCACCAGCGAUCCUGUGUUCUGAAUGAGUCAUGCUGCCUGCCACAUGAUGUGUGACUUCUGCCAAUUUUGACCUGGAAUCUGCUGAGGCGCCUGGGCUCCAAUCUGAAGGAGCUUCUGCGCUUGCCCCCAGUCUUCGCCCAACCUUCAUCCGCUCCAUCCACCAUGACCUCGGAGCUGGAGAGCAGUUUAACCUCCAUGGACUGGCUGCCGCAGCUGACCAUGCGGGCAGCCAUCCAAAAGGCUGAUGCCCAGAGUGCCCAUGGCCCAGGCAUGGCCAAGAAGAGCGCCCUGCUGGACACCAACACUACGCUGGACCAGGAGGAGGUACAGCAGCACAAAGAUGGAAAGCCACCAUACAGCUAUGCCAGCCUCAUCACGUUUGCCAUCAACAGCUCGCCAAAGAAGAAAAUGACCCUGAGCGAAAUCUACCAGUGGAUCUGUGACAAUUUCCCCUACUACAGGGAGGCAGGCAGCGGCUGGAAGAAUUCUAUACGGCACAAUCUUUCAUUGAACAAGUGUUUUCUCAAAGUGCCUCGGUCCAAAGAUGACCCAGGAAAGGGUUCGUACUGGGCAAUCGAUACAAAUCCAAAGGAGGACACGUUGCCCACACGGCCCAAGAAGAGGCCACGGUCUGGAGAACGGGCUUCCACACCCUACAAUCUAGAGUCUGAUUCCCUGGGAAUGGACUGCAUCAUUUCUGGAAGUGCCUCUCCGACACUGGCAAUCAACACUGUGACUAACAAGGUGGCGUUAUACAACCCAGACCAAGACGGAAGCGAUAGCCCUAGAAGCAGCCUUAACAACAGCCUGUCUGACCAGAGCCUGGCCUCAGUCAAUCUGAACAGUGUGGGCAGUGUGCACAGCUACACCCCGGUGACAAGUCACCCAGAGCCAGUGUCCCAGUCUAUGAGCCUGCAGCAGGCCCCCCAACCCCAGUACAGCAUCCCUGAGCGAGACAAGCAGCUCCUCUUCUCUGACUUCGAAGAUCUCAGUGCCUCGUUCCGCAGCCUUUACAAGUCUGUAUUUGAGCAGUCUUUCAGCCAACAGGGUCUGAUGGGGAUGCCAUCGGAGUCUUCCCAGCAGAGCCACACCUCUUGCUCCUACCAGCACUCCCCGAGCAGUGCCAUCAGCACCCACCCACACACCAGUCAGAACAGCAUCACCAACUCGCACCCCAACAGCAUCCCCAACAGCGGUGCACAGGUGCCCCUGUCGCACCCGUCUCACUCUGCCCACAGCUCUCCCCACACGCAGCACCUCUCUCAGCAUGGGCCACACACCCACGCCCAACAUGGCCAGCACCCCCACUCAGCACACACCCAACACCAGGCUCAUUCUCAACACACCCAGCACUCCCAACACACUCAACACUCCCAGCACUCACAGCAGCCCCAACAGCAUCAGAAUCUCUCUCACCAGCCCCAUCCAGCCCAGCAACAGAUGCCCUGCAGUACUGGUCUGCCCAGUGACUGGUAUCCCAACCUGGAUGCACUGAAGGAAAGUUGUCGCAUUGCCAGCAGCUACAACUGGGCAGAUGUGGACCUCUCACCCUUUCAAGGAUUGAGAGAGAGCAUGAGGCAGGCUGAGCUGAAUAACUGGUCUCUGGAGCCGACUCAGAUUGUGGACCUCUGUUCCUCCAUCAACCAGUUCUUUGCCCGUACAGGAGUCAUUCAGCCACAAGGGGCAGUGCAGCCACCCGUGUGCCAUGGCACCAUGCAUCCCGCCAAGCCCAGCCAGCACAUCAAUACAGGAAAUAUGUACAUGGACUCAAGACAGAGCAUGACCUCCAUGAUGGGUCCUCCGGGUUAUCCCCACAUGCCCCCCAUGAACAGCACAGGCAACACCAUGGCAGGUCAUCAUCCACAGAUGAACCAGCAGCACAUGAUGCCUACUGGAAACUUCCCGAUGCGCCGCAUGCCUGCUGACGACAUCCAGGACGACUUUGACUGGGACUCCAUUGUCUAGCCCCGUCCCUAUAUGAGAAAGGUGGUGCAGGCAAAAUAAGAGAGUCGCUUGGAAGAAGAAAAGAGUGUGUAUGUGUGCGAGAGAGAGAGGGCUAGUCCCAAGAUAUCUGCAUGCCCCAAGGCGGGAAGCAGUUUGGAACAGGGCGCUUCAAAAAGUGCAGGUGUCGUUAAUAUGAGCUGAAAGAGACUCUUGUUGUCCUGGUGUUUUAGGAAAUGAAAACAAAAACAAACAAAAGUUACUUUGAAGACAAUCACGUUUACUAGAAAAUGUUUAAGUGAUUGAUUUUGUACUUGUCCAAAGGACAAAGCUCAACUUCAUGUUAAAUGUAAAACCCCUUUUUCCAUACCUUUCUCUGUGGCACCAGAAACUCUAUUCAGUCUCCUAACUCCCUUUCUGCAAGUCAGCUAUUAGGCCAAGCUCUACCCUGCCCUUUAUCGUUUGUGUGGGAUUUUUUUAUUUUUAUUUUUUUUAUUAUUAUUUUGUGUGAUAGGUUUGGCUUGUUCUCCCCCUCUCAUCUCCUGGUGCAGGCCUAAGCUGCCUUGCGGCUCUCAUUUGUGAUGCGAUAUCCCCUCUGAAAAUGCAGGCCACUUUUCAGACAGGAAAAGUUCUCAGCUCACUCUGUCUGCACAGCGGCGCAGUUUCUCUAGGUCUCUAUGAACUCCGGUGCUCCACGUUUCACCUGAGCCUUUACUGUAACUUGUACAAACAUCGUCAAGCAUCCAAAUCAGAUCUAGCGAAUGAUUAUCCUUUGUCUUUUUAAUGAACGAUGUGGCUCAUAAGAUGUAUGUAAAGUUAACUCCAUUACCUGCAGUAUUUGUACUUGUGUAUCUUUGCUGUCUGCGAUGUAUCAUACUCCUAUCACUGAUAUUUCUUAACAGUGUGAAAUGGUGCAUCUGGAACUGACAUUGAUUCAGACCUCACUUUUUAUUAAUCUCCUGUUCAUUUCUAUUUCACCAUCAGUUUCAUAUCUGCAUGUACAGUUGGUUUUCUUUGUUGAAUUCUUGCCAUUUCAUGUUGAGACUGUGCAGCUCUGACUGGUCUUGUUUAAGGCCUACUCCAGAUUUCAUGUAUUGUUUAGGAGAACUAGUUGCUCUUAGAAAAAAUGGCAGCAGAUAAAGCAGAGAGGACUGAGCUGCGUAGCUCAGCAAAACAAAGGGAUGGAAAUAAUGUCAUGACAUUUGCUUAAUGAAGCAUGCUUGUCUUCUAGGUUUUAUACCCUUGGACAUUUACCUACUUGCUGUUUUGCUGCUCCAACAAAGACUUGUGCAGAGAGAGUACUGGUAAUUGGUUUUGGAUCAAGAAUGUUGGGAGAUAGGGUAUAAUCUAGAGAGAGGACAUUGCAGAACUGUUUAAAAAAAAUUUAAAAAGGGACUUUUAUUUUCAUACAUGAGGAAGCCAUUCGUGACCCUGACUUAAAAGUCACUGAUGAAUAUUCACUCACUCCAUAGGUAAACACAGUGGUAAAAGCAAAAAUACCAAGGACUACACCCCAGCCAAACUAUUAUUUAUAUUCCAGAUAUUCCAGUUUUGCCGUGAGCAAUUUAGCAGGUUAAUUGUGCAAUAUUGUUAAUUAGGGCUAUAGAUUAUGAUCACAGUCAUUUCUAUCAAUGAGCACAAAGUUGAUGGGCAAAGGUGGGAAAAAUUUUAGAUUAGAGUAAAAUAGAUCUAGAUGCACAUUUGGGUUGUCAGUAUAAACUUCAGAACACCAAGCACUUUGCUUAAAUCAGCGUCUACUGAGCAGCCAUGAAAACAGUGAUUUGUAGAAGAAGCAUCACAGAUAUGUUAGAAGUCAUUGAUGUUGGUAGUGAUGGAGUGGAUCAGUGGGGUUGGUGUGUCACCUAGCCAUUUGAGUCUCCUUCUCCAGGCUCUAACACCUCUGCUCUCUGAAUUUGACCCUGCCCAAGCUAACCGCUUAUUUUUUCUUUAUUAAAUUAAUCUUACUAUUAAUGAGUGUAUGAUUACACAUUAGUAUUUGAUAUUUUGACAAGUUAUCAUGAGUAUGAUCUAUAGACAAUCAUGUUUUGUAUUUCAGUAUUACAGAAUCUACAGAUUAUUGUUCAUUUUAUGCCCAAUUACAUUUGGUUUUAAUGUUGGAAUGACUUAGGAAACCCUGUCUUUUAUAUGUACAUGAAUGUGUCUAUAUAAAUGAAAUGGGAUUUGAGUUCCACAAAUACUCUUCAUCCACUAAAAUUUUACAAACAAACUCCCUUCAUGAUGCCCAGUACCACUCUGAGCUGCAAUAUUUUCAGAGCCAUUAGCCUGCUUCUGUGCUUUUAUGUUUGCACGAGGCUGGUUAUGCACCUGAAGAUGCCACAGUAGAGACCACACACUGUCACAACACGUGCUCUUCUUUAAAGACCUCCAUAUGUAUUUGAUUGCAUACUGAAGCCCAUUUGACUCAUGCACUUUUAUGUGGGAAUAUUAUGCCAAUUAGGCAGGAAGUAGUUAUACUUGGACAUGACCAAGUAUUUUCUGGGGAAUUAUUAAGAUAGCUUAAUAUAUGAACAGACAUGUAUUAUUUUAAGUAAAACAUUAACACAGUGAAGCAGCAACAGAGAGAAAAGCUGGUCAAAGAAAAAGAAUAGAAAAAAUUGGAAACUUGAGCAAUUCAGAAAUGACUGGUGGUUUGUCAAAUGAGUGAUGGUACAGUCCAGCAUGCGUUACUUAUAAGUGAAUCACCAGCAGAUUCCGAGAAUGUGGCAUUAGUAGAAAGAAGUAGCCGGCGAUAAGCAAGCUCAAGAUUUUGAUGUGUAAAUUCCAUUAAAUCCAUAGAUUUGUAAUAUUCUGUGUAACAGGAUUUUCAUAUCAAUGAACAUGUACAUCCUGGAAAAAUACUGUCUGAAAGCUGUAAAUCCUGAACAUUGCCAGUAAAAGUGUACUGGCAGUGUAUCUGGGUUUCAGUGUGAAAGAGGUUAACACCAAGUUCACUCUAGUUAAUGUCACUUUAUUGUUGAUGAUAUUUUGUAAAACAAUAUUGCGUACAAUUUUUAAAAUGAUCUUUAAUAAUAGUCAUCCAGAACCAUGCAUUCAAAACAUUGUAUUUUGUCUCUAUAGUUUGUUGUAUGAGUCAGUGACCACACUGUACAUUUUUCCUCUCCAGUGUUUUAUAGACCAGCAUCCACUGUCCAUGUUUGAUUAUCAUUUUUCUUGUCUCAGCUCAUCUUGCCUUUUUUAAGUUAGGUAAUAUGUUUUGUAACUGAGUGUUACCCCUCCCAUUAUCCAUUUUCUGAAGCCCAGAAAGUGCUUUUAACUGCUUACUGGUCAUUUGUGCACUUUGAAAAUAAGCAGAUUUUGGAAGCACAACUGCAGCUGUUGUACAUGUUAGAAGAUGCUGUGAGUGGACAUCUCGUAUAGACCUUUGCCCUCAAAACAUUUUCAUUUGGCACCACGUUUGGGUAUUUGUCCUGAUAUGCUGCCCAAAAACAGACUUUUUGGAUAUAUGCUAUAGGUACUGUGACCCUGUACAUGAAAAUCAUAGACUAUGGCAAAGGCUUAUAGCUACAUUUUAAAGGCAGCAAGUGAUAGGUGUUCUUCAUAGUCGAAGUUAAAAGAAAGUCUGAGGACUGAGCUAACAGAGUGUAUGAAUACAACAAAUGUAGUAGUACUUAAAAAAAAUAAAAUAAAAAAAAAUAAAAAAAAGUAGUUGCUCCCUUUGUGCGAGUGUUGUGUGAAAGUUGUGUAAAGAAAAAUUCUCAUUUUAGUAAACAAGUGGAAAUGCACCUGCCAGAGAGAUUAUUAUAAAAGGGGACUGAAUGAGAAGCCUAGUUACACAUAAGGGAGAAAACUGCCAACAACAUAUGGUAUUUGAAGCCUAUGUUAUUAAUUGUUGGUGUGGUGUUGUGCUUGUUGUAAAUAUAUGUCUUUUCAAUUGUCCUUUUUUCUCUGGGGGGAGGGGCGGGGGAUGUGUUGAAGCAAGGUUUUGGGUUCACCUGCAAAAGAAAAGUGAGAAGCAUACAGAGUAUUUUGUUAUUGUCCAAUCCAAGGGUGAUACAAUAUGUAUAUAUCUAUAUUGUAUAUAUGUGCGUUGGCUUUUUGUGUGACACUACCUUUUACCUGUACUAUGGUUGAACAUUGUGUUAAUGUUUAUGUAUUUUAAUCUUUGUUUUCUGUUUGCUUUGUCCGUCAUUUCUUGUAUUUUUCUUUUUUCCCUUUGUUAUUGCACGGAUUAUUACUUUUGCUGUCCAACAAAAUGACACAGCUACUCCUUGUAUCGGUUUAGUGCUGUAACAUAACUCCAUGUAAAGUGUCAUUAGGAUUGUCAGUACAACCCCCCUGCCCCCCAGAUAUGCAUGAAUGGAAUUUAAAGAAAUAAAAUAUGUUAACUUCACUGUGGAA
Molecule: messenger RNA, 6656 nt
Organism: Pangasianodon hypophthalmus (striped catfish)
Lineage: Eukaryota; Metazoa; Chordata; Actinopteri; Siluriformes; Pangasiidae
Gene: foxj3
Product: forkhead box J3
Exons: 13
Coding region: 519-2321 (600 amino acids)
Biological process (GO): regulation of transcription by RNA polymerase II
Cellular component (GO): nucleus
Molecular function (GO): RNA polymerase II cis-regulatory region sequence-specific DNA binding; DNA-binding transcription factor activity, RNA polymerase II-specific
Source: RefSeq, a predicted model, not a curated record